CUCGUGAAAAUCGGUUCGUUCGUCGGGUCGUUCGCCGGUUCGCUUGCUCGCUCGUUUGCGUGCCCGAUACGAUUCGUUGCGCAAUCGGCGGGACCGAUUCGUCGGUAAACGACACUGCCAUUCUCGUGAUUGGCAUCGCGAACGCAUCCCGCGGCUCCUCUCUUUUGGACAGUGGCAUAUUUUUAGAGCGCUCGGACCGACGCUCUUUCGAUUCGGACAUCCCGCGAUCGCCGCGCUUCCGACCAUGUUCUGAGAUGUUUCACGGAGGUUCACGCGCUGUAGCUGUACAUAGUAUCAACCCGACGUGACACGUGGUCACUUUUCAAACGUAUUUAGAACCACGAGAAACGGCGUCCAAAAUUAAACGAAAAGAAAUAUACCCAACGAUCCGAAAAUGGUGAAAAUUUGGAUCACAAUUUGGUGCACCCUUCUGGUGGUCUCCACCGAGGUCCUUGGAAAUCCUAUUCCAAGGGAAGGCGAAGAACUUACUCUUAGAAUUGUUCACACGAACGACAUGCAUUCAAGGUUCGAGCAGACGUCGAAGCUGUCCAGUGUCUGCUCCCAAAAGGAAGCGGAAGCUGGAAAAUGUUACGGAGGUUUCGCCAGGAUAGCCACCCUUAUUCGACAAGCAAGACAAUCGUCGAUUCCGUGUAUCUUCCUGAAUGCUGGGGACACUUACCAAGGUUCUAUGUGGUACAACGUGUACAAAUGGAAAGUAGUUGCCAAAUUCCUGAACCUGUUGGCUCCGAACGCUACGAGUUUAGGUAACCACGAGUUCGACGAUGGCGUGAGCGGCCUGAUACCCUUCGUUCAGAACGCCACGUUCCCAAUAGUGACGGCUAAUCUGGACCUAAGCAAAGAGCUGGAGCUAGCUGCUACAAAUCUAUUGAACAGCACAAUUCUGACCGUGAGUGGACGAAAAAUCGGCGUGAUCGGUUACUUAACGCCAGAGACCAAGAUAAUCUCCAAGUCGGAGGAGGUGAUUUUCCUCGACGAAGUUGAGAGUAUCCGCAGAGAGGCGAAAGAGCUAAAGAAGCAAGGCGUAGACAUUCUGAUCGCUCUGGGACACUCUGGCUUCAAGACGGACAAGAAGAUCGCUAGGGAAGUGGAAGACAUCGAUCUGGUGAUCGGUGGACACACGAACACGUUCCUUUACAAUGGCCAACAGCCGGACGUCGAGGUGCCCGAGGGUCUCUACCCCACGACAGUCGUGCAGAAAAGCGGAAGAAAGGUGCACGUGGUCCAGGCGUACGCCUAUACCAAGUACUUGGGAAACCUGACGGUAACAUUCGACUCCAAGGGCGAGGUGACUAAAAUCAGUGGCAACCCUAUUCUCGUUGAUAGCAGCAUCGAACAGGCAAAAGACAUUUUAGAAGAACUUGAUCAAAUGAGAGGAGCAAUAGACGAGGUAAGUCACAAAGUGAUUGGAAAAACGCGCGUUCUCCUCGAUGGAGACAGCAAAGUCUGUAGGCGCGAAGAAUGCAACCUGGGCAAUCUUAUCACGGAUGCUAUGAUCGAGUAUAAUGCCGGGGAAUACGCAAGAAAAGACAGCUGGACCGACGCUGCCAUAGCUUUUCACAAUGGUGGCAGUAUCAGAGCUUCCAUCACCAGAGACAACAACGACCAAGUUACAUUGGGAGAUAUUCUUAGCGUGCUACCUUUUCAAAAUAUAAUCAUGAAGGUACCGAUGACCGGAGAAGUGAUUUACUCGGUUUUGGAAUGGAGCGUUCACAAUUUGGAGAUUAAUACAACUUCGAAUCUGUAUGGUGCAUUCGUACAGUUUUCUGGGCUUCAGGUGGUCUACGACUUGACUCAACAAAAAAAUUCGAGAGUGGUUUCCGUGCAAGUGCGAUGCGCGUCUUGUAUCAUUCCAGCGUACAGUGAACUUAAAAAGAACGAAACUUAUAAUGUGCUUAUACCUGAUUUUAUGCAAAAUGGUGGCGAUGGAUACGAUAUGCUAAAGGAUCUUAAAUCUCAGUCUUUGGGUUUUACUACAUCAGAUGCAACCGUUGAGUAUUUAAAGAAGCAUAGUCCAGUGCAUCCUGGUGUCGAAUGGAGAAUUAAUUAUAUAAACACAGAAGAAAGUGCUGAAAAUGCGCAUAGUGGUUCCAGUGGCAAAUAUCAAUGUAUCAGAUUGACAAUUUUGUUACCAAUAAUCAGCUGGCUAUUCGUAAGAUAGGGACAACCGCAAGAAGGCAGUUUGAGCAAUCAGAAUUUAGCAGUAUUUACAACUCUAUAAUUUAUACGAGAGGUUUUCUAUGCACGUUCUACUCACUUCUCUACCUCAAAUUAUAUAAUUUAAUUAUAGGGCGAGCAUCUAUUACAAAUACCACUUGAAACGUGGAUGAUUGAUGGAAAUAGUUUAGACUUUUAAUAACUAGUAAUUAAAAUCAAGGAUACAGAGGUAAUACGUUUGUAUCAUUUUAUUAUAAUUUCUGAUCGAAUACAUCGUUUUUAUUCUCCGAUCUUUGUCCGUACUUAAGACAUGUAGAUAUACACGCAAUUGUAUGUACAAGUAUUUAUAUAUGUAGAUAUAAUCUGUAGAUAUAUCGAUAUCCGUUGUCACACUGAAGUUAACAUUAUAAAAAAAAAAAAAAAAAAAAAUAA
This is a messenger RNA of Hylaeus anthracinus, 2607 nucleotides long. Its product is annotated as protein 5NUC-like. Gene Ontology annotation, molecular function: nucleotide binding; metal ion binding; 5'-nucleotidase activity. The transcript has 7 exons. Bases 395 to 2179 code for a protein of 594 amino acids. The record is from RefSeq and is a predicted model, not a curated record. NCBI's taxonomy places the organism in Eukaryota, Metazoa, Arthropoda, Insecta, Hymenoptera, Colletidae. Gene Ontology annotation, cellular component: plasma membrane. Gene Ontology annotation, biological process: AMP catabolic process.